Molecule: messenger RNA, 1341 nt
Organism: Ceraceosorus guamensis
Lineage: Eukaryota; Fungi; Basidiomycota; Exobasidiomycetes; Ceraceosorales; Ceraceosoraceae
Exons: 1
Coding region: 293-1012 (239 amino acids)
Source: RefSeq, a predicted model, not a curated record
CCUUGAACAGUUCCAUAGAUGCACAGCAGACCUCUGCGACCGACGUUCCCGCUGCAGAACUUCAAGCCCUCAACAAGGCUCUAAACGCUGGCGCUUGAGCUGCGACGCUCUUGUGAGGACGUCGCGCUGCUUCCGACGUCAAGAAGAAACGGCGUUCGCCCUCGCAAUCGUAUUGACAAGCGGUGAGCGACGAGUCUCGUGUCCGUGAGCAUUGGAUCGUUGCCUCGUUUCGGUCUCGCUCCUUCAUCCUCGCCAGUCGCGCGCGUUUGUUUGGUCAUGGGGGAAGCGGGCAAUGCCGCCUUGGGCGACGACGCCCUCAGCCCGACCCUCAUCCGCGGUCCAUUUAUUUUCUCGUGCGCCCUGGCCAGGUUCUCUGUUCCACAUCCGCAAGUGUAGCCCCUUUCAUCCUUUGUCGCCAUCUCCAAAUGCAAAUGUCAUCCAUUCUCCUGUGAUCCUGGCCUGUGUGGCACUUUCCACGUUCGCAGACGCAGCCCCCAGCGCCCACAAGCGCCCAGCUUGUGACGGGAAUGCUUCAACAGAUCCGCGCAAGCCGCUCACGAGUGGAGCAACCACAUGGAACCUCGGGUGCUUGUUUGAGCUCCCGUCGCAAGCAAGCCGCGCGGGAGUCCCGACUGUAGCGUCGCUUUGCGCUCCAGCCGCCAGAAGCGUGUUCUCACGGCAGCAGCACUUCUUGAUGGCCCGCCUUGCGUCUCCGCACCGGUCCUGUCGCGGCUGCACUUCUCACUCACAAUUCUCCACACUUCUGACUCAGAUUAGGGCGAACGGCAGAACACCGGCGGGAUCCAGCAUGGUGACGUUUGGUCACGCGAUCGCCUUGUGUUGCGCGGCUAUACCUUUUUACACAGGUGUGGCUGACCCGUCCGUCGGUCAGCACGCACAGAAAAGAGGGGUGCACGCAACGCACCCCGCGUUCAUCGGAUCCAACGCCUCUCCCUACAAGGGAAGCCCGGCGGGCAAAGCGUGGAUGAUGCAUGCAUGUGCUGUCGCUUGAUUGAGCGCGCAUGGACCUCGCAUGAGAGCGCAACGCGAGCAUCGAUCGAUUCGGAAGGGGGCGAAGACACGCAACUGGUCUGCCGCUUUGAGCUCCUUGCUUCUGAGCUUUGUUUCUCUUCUUGCAGAUCGCCGUGCCGCAUCUCAGAUGCCCUCCAUUUCACGCGCACCAAGUCACGAGUCAGCUCUUCAGUCGCCUCCUGGCGGGAAGGGCAACCAUGGGGUUCGUGGUAACCGAAACAAAAGGCGGGUCUGCGUGCUGUACUUGGCACACGAGACGAUGCUCCUGUGCUCGUUAGCUUUUGCUGUCUGUCUCUUGGUCCCUCAACC